This is a messenger RNA of Metschnikowia bicuspidata var. bicuspidata NRRL YB-4993, 830 nucleotides long. It is a transcript of the gene APT1, whose product is annotated as adenine phosphoribosyltransferase. Gene Ontology annotation, molecular function: adenine binding; adenine phosphoribosyltransferase activity; AMP binding. The transcript has a single exon. The coding region runs from base 34 to 591 and encodes 185 amino acids. Lineage: Eukaryota; Fungi; Ascomycota; Pichiomycetes; Serinales; Metschnikowiaceae. Gene Ontology annotation, cellular component: cytoplasm. Gene Ontology annotation, biological process: AMP salvage; adenine salvage. The record is from RefSeq and is a predicted model, not a curated record.
GUAAAUACUCCGUAGACACCCUCAUAUAUAGCCAUGUCGCCCACGAUCCUGAGCCUUGCCACCGAGUUGAAAAGCGAGUUGAAGCAGUUCCCCAACUUCCCUCAAGAGGGUAUUCUUUUCGAAGACUUCUUGCCAAUCUUCGCCAAGCCAGACUCGUUCAGAAAGCUUGUCAAGGCUUUUGAGAUGCAUUUGCAGGGCCAGGAAGUCGACUACAUUGUGGUCUUGGAGAGCAGGGGCUUUCUUUUUGGGCCUGCCUUGGCCUUGGCCUUGAACGCCGGGUUCAUUCCUGUCAGAAAGCCCGGCAAGUUGCCCGGUCCUGUUUUGUCUGCCGAGUUUGUCAAGGAGUACGGCAGUGACAAGUUUGAGCUCCAGGAGCACGUGAUUCCCAAGGAUGCCAAGGUCGUGGUGGUGGACGACAUUUUGGCCACUGGUGGGAGUGCCAGUGCCGCGGGUGAGUUGGUGGCCAAGGCUGGCGCCAAGACCGUGGAGUACCUUUUUGUCAUGGAGUUGGAUUUCUUGAAAGGCAGAGAAAAGCUCGAUGCGCCAGUGUUCACUUUGUUGAGUGGCCAGGCCGAGAAGUUGGGCAACUGAAUGUGACGGUGCCAUGUUUUUUUAUACCUAGAAAGACGUAUGAAAGAUACUUGUGAAACGGGGGAUCCCCCGUGCUUCUUCGUAGACAGGCAGAUAUUUGAUGUGCCUGAUACUUGUGCUAUAGACUCAUCCAGCCAUUGUCGGUGUACUCAAAGAUGGCAACAGCCACUGGGCCCAAAAGGCAGCUGUGUGCAGCUGAGUUCUCGGACCACUGGAGAACCCAAUGUCUGAGAAAAACA